AUGGCAAUUUUUUCAUUACUUAUUAAGCUAAUCCUUUUCUUUCUAAUUAGUUUUGGUUUAUUAGAUCGAAUUGAUGGUGAGGAAAUAUGUGAUAAUAGUUUACCAUAUGAAAAAUGUUCAUUAAAUACUGGAUGUGGUUGUCUUCCUCUCAGUUACAAUAAUAAAAGUUUUAUUUGUGCAUAUCUAUAUGUUACUUGUUCUGAGUUAUCAUCAUGUGCUGGAGAUAAUAAAACAUGUUAUCAACCAGGAUAUACUUGUGUAAAACAUCCUCGAUGUCAAAACGGUCCAUUAUGUUAUCCAAUGAAAAUGACAACUCAAUUAAUAUGUCCAUUAAUACUUUCAACAAGUAUAUCUCCAAUACCCGACGAUGGAAUUUGUGAAAAUGCUAAAUGGAAUACUACUGGUAUAACAAUGGCAGGAGGAAAUAAAUCUGGAUCUCAAUUAAAUCAACUUCAAUAUCCAUUUGGAAUAUUUUUAGAUGAUGAUUCAAAUCUUUAUGUUACAGAUUCAUUUAAUCAUCGAAUUGUUAAAUGGAAUUAUGGAUCUUCAGUUGGUCAAUUAGUAGCUGGUGGAAAUGAUUUAGGUAAUCGAAGUGAUCAACUUCGUUAUCCUAAUAGUGUAACUAUUGCUAAAAAUGGAACAAUGUUUAUUUGUGAUAGUGGAAAUCAUAGAAUACAAAAAUGGGAGAAAAAUGCUCGUGAGGGAGAAACAAUUAUAUCAAAUACAACAUGUUUUGGAAUGUAUAUUGAUAAUCAAGGUUCAUUAUACUAUUCUGACGUAAGUAACCAUAAAAUAAUAAGAUGGCCAGAAAAUGAAGUUAUUGCAGGUGGAAAUGGAGAAGGAGAUCAAUUAAACCAAUUAUUAUAUCCGAAUAAUUUCUUUAUUAAGAAUAAUAAAUCAAUAUUUAUAGCAGAUGGAGGAAAUAAUAGAAUUGUAGAAUGGAUUAUUGGUGAUAAACAAGGUGUUAUUAGAGCUGGUGGAAAUGGUGCAGGACAUAAUCUUGAUCAGUUUGAUCAACCACUGUCAGUGAUUGUGGAUCGAUCAGAUAAUCUUUAUGUAGUCGAUUAUGAUAAUAAUAGAAUAAUGCGAUGGUUGAAAAAUAGUAAAUCAGGUAUCGUUAUUAUUGGAGAAGGAGAAGAGGAUCAUGUAAAAGAUCAAUUAAUGAGACCAACUCAAAUAUUAUUUGAUAAAAAUGGAAAUUUAUGGGUUAGUGAUGAGAUGCAUCAUAGAAUUCAAAUGUUUAUGAUUGACAAAAGUGCUUGUAAAAAAUAA
Molecule: messenger RNA, 1272 nt
Organism: Rotaria sp. Silwood1
Lineage: Eukaryota; Metazoa; Rotifera; Eurotatoria; Philodinida; Philodinidae
Source: the annotation of a GenBank genome assembly